AUGGAGACUAUUUGUAUGAUUCAGAAGGCUUUUGGCGAUGAUGCAAUGAGGGCAGCACAAAUAAAAGUGUGGCCGGUCGUAACCUCCCCCCGCACAUCCAUCCCACUGUGGAUGAUCGCCCUGAUUGUGUUUGGAGUGCUGGCGAUCCUUGGAGUAACUAUUGGUCUCCUGGUUCACUUUCUAGCAGUAGAAAACAGGACCUACUACUACCAAGGUAGCUUUAACGUGCUGGACAUCCCCUAUAAUAGAAAUUAUGAAAGGGAAACAUCACCAGAAAAUAACUAUCUUAGCAAAAUUCUUGAGACUAGGAUGGAAGAUGCAUUUCAAAGUUCUAGCAUUUACAGACAAUAUAUCAAUUCUCAAGUCAUCACACUGGUUCCUGAUAACAACGGCGUGACAGCACAGAUAUGGCUGGUCUUCAAGGCUCCCAGAUCGUCGAAGGAGAAUACGAGAAGAAGAAUCGAGAGCAUUCUGCGCCAGAUGCUGGGCAACCACUCAGGGUCGGUGGCGACAGACCCUAAUUCUCUGAGACUCCAGGUCCUGAUAACAACGGCUGACAAGCAGCAGAUAUGGCUGGUUUUCAAGGCUCCCCAGAUCGACGAGAGGAGAAUACGAGAAGAAGAUCGGAGAGCAUUCUCGGCUCAGUGCUGGGGCAACCACUUCAGGUCGGCUGGCGACAGACCCAAUUCUCCUGAGACUCCAGGAAGUAUGUGUGCUCGAGUUGUGCUGAAGGCCGAUGCUGAUAGUGAUACACAGAUGGUGUGCUGUGGGAGACGAGCGAGGAUGUCAGCCACCUACGACCGAAUCAGGGGGGGCUCCACCGCGCAGGAGGGAGAAUGGCCGUGGCAGGCGAGCCUCAAAAAGAACGGGAGACACUACUGCGGGGCGUCCCUGAUCGGGGAAAGGCACCUGGUGACGGCAGCUCACUGCUUUCAACAGACAAAAAAUCCAAAAAACUAUACUGUCAGCUUUGGCACUAAAGUAACUCCUUCUUAUAUGCAACAUUAUGUUCAAGAAAUUAUUACUCAUGAAGACUACGUCCAGGGUGAAAAACAUGAUGACAUUGCUAUUUUACUGCUCACUGAGAAAGUUUUAUUUAAGAACGACGUACACCGAGUUUGUCUUCCUGAAGCCACGCAGAAUUUUCCACCAGGUGAAGGAGUAGUUGUUACAGGCUGGGGAGCACUUUCAUAUGAUGGUAAGUCCAGUGAAAAGUUAACAUGCGGUGUAAAGUACAGAAGCAACAAGAAAACUUAG
This is a messenger RNA of Microcebus murinus (gray mouse lemur), 1257 nucleotides long. The record is from RefSeq and is a predicted model, not a curated record. Lineage: Eukaryota; Metazoa; Chordata; Mammalia; Primates; Cheirogaleidae.